AUGCUACCACCACACAGAAGAACUCCCGAGGCCCUUGUUCUGCCUCGAGAGGUGACAUCUCUCGCUGAACACACGCCUCCAAUGUGCGGUACGCCGAGCGCAGACUCCAACUCGGCCACCUCGCACCUUCUUCGACCAGGAUCCGAAACUGAAGCCGUGGCGCACUUCGAUCUGGUCAUCAUUGGUGGUGGUCCGGCGGCCCUCGCCGUGGUCUCUCGUAUCCUCGAAUCGCGACCCGCAGCGCUGUACACCGAAGACGAGCAUCGUCACCUUCACUUUGUCCAUCGCCAACGGACGCGCUCGUUCGUUCCCAAGAAGAGCCACAAGUCGACCCGAUCCGAUGCAAAGCCAGAGCGUAGUGUCCUGGACGACGAUGAUGCAGCCUGCGCGUGUGAAGGACGUUUCAAGAUCCUCGUCAUCGACCGAUGCGGCGAGGGCUUCAUGGGGCUGUGGAAGCGUAACUUCAAUGCGCUUGGCAUCAGUCAUCUGCGUUCCCCGAUGUUCUUCCAUCCGGACGCGAGCGACUUUGAUGCCCUGCUCGCACAUGCAAAUCAGACGGAACGCGCUGACGAGGGCACACCGGACCAGCUCAUUGACCAGAUGGAGUCUCGCGUCGCGGCAGGCCGGGUCGCAGGGCAGGAGGCAAAGAGGCGCAGCAAGCGUUCCACCAGCGUGCUCUCUGAUCGAGCACACGCAUCUCUGCCCCAUCUCAUCGAAAUACCCAGUGUGGUCGGGCGGGAAAAGUCCAAGCACAAGCGAAAGCAGCAACAGCAAUUGCUUGGCAAAUCCGGCCCUGCCAGCGUUCAUGUCAACGAGCGCGACCGACGCGAUUACUUCACCCCCAGCUCGGCACUGUUCAACUCCUUCAUUCGCAGGCUGCAGGAGAAGUACGGCCUGAACACGGCGUCUGUCUGGCCAGGCAUACAUCAUUACUUCAACGCAAGUGCAAGCGGCACCCAAGAGCCCCAGCAGGAACAGCCGGUCACGACGCUACGCGGAAGUAUCAAGGAUCUCGUGUGGCUCGAUGGCGUCCAGCGCUGCGUCGACGACGGUCUUGGCAACCACCAAGCCGGCUUUCUUCUUGAGCUGGAAGACAAUGACCCUGUGAAGAAUGGCAAUGUUGUCGUCUCGGCAAAAGCUGUCGUCAGUGCCGUAGGCGCAGGUGGUAAGCCGAGCAUCCCAUCCUUCCUCACUCAAGCCAACAAUGCGGGCGACUCUGGCAGCGGCUCGACAAAGAGUGCGGCAAGUGCGCCGAGGGGCAAGGGAUGGAUGCAUUCUGGCUGUCUCGCCUGGGAACCGUUCCCUACACCACAUCCAGGGCAUCGAAGUACCAUGGUGGUUGUCGGAGGAGGCUUGACCUCUGCUCAACUGGUCGUCCGUGCGCUCGAAUCCGGAUACGAUCGCGUGAUCCUGCUUGUUCGAGGCCAUCUCAAGAGCAAGCCCUUCGACGUGGAUCUCGGAUGGGUUGGACGAUACAGCAAUUAUCUGCGCAUGCAGUUUUGGCAAAGUGACAGUGUCGACGAGCGGGUCAAUAUCCUGCGAACCGCGCGCAACGGCGGCAGUGUCACGCCGACCUACGCCAAGCUGCUAUCCCGACUCGAAGCGCUUGGCAAGCUCGAGAUACGAACGCACACCACCGUGGCAUCAGCGACCUAUGACCAAGACUGGACACUAAAUCUGCGGACAGCCCAUGGAGUGCAGGAGAUUCGUGCCGACUACGUGAUUGCUGCCACGGGUGCCGAGACCAACUUUCGGAAUCUAACCUUCCUGUCCACGUUGCAGCGCACACACCCCGUGUCGGUUGUGGCAGGGAUGCCGCUGGUUACGGCUGAUCUCGAGUACCGCCGUGAUGUGCCGCUGUUCGUCACGGGCGCCUAUGCCGCACUCCAGAUCGGUCCCGGUGCGGGCAACUUGGGAAUGAUGAGAGACUCGGCCGAUCGCAUCGCCAAUCGCCUCGUCCAACUCAUCGAUCCACCCCAAGCCCAACCUGCGCGUAGCCAGACGACGGCCCGAUCCCAAAUCGAAGCCGCCGCGCCAACGCAUUUCAACUUUGACCUUCUCUCCAUCGAGGCAUAG
Moesziomyces antarcticus is the source of this 2076-nucleotide messenger RNA. RefSeq names its product FAD binding domain protein. The record is from RefSeq and is a predicted model, not a curated record. Lineage: Eukaryota; Fungi; Basidiomycota; Ustilaginomycetes; Ustilaginales; Ustilaginaceae. The coding region runs from base 1 to 2076 and encodes 691 amino acids. The transcript has a single exon.